AUGGGUUGCUUGCUUGAAAAAUUAUAGAGAGAAAAAUUAAAUUAAUUAAAUAAGGUUGAAUAAUUACAACAACCUUUGGUUGAAAAUAAAAUUUAAGUAGAAAAAAUAGAGCCAGAAAUUUUCAUCCCUGUGGUAUGAUAUUUUCAUAAAAUACAAGGAAGUUAUAGCAUAAGCAAAUGAAUAAAGAAUUUUGCAAUUAUAAAAGAAAAACUGUUCAAGAAAUUUUCAGAUAGAAUAAUAUGAAAGAUAAAAAAAAUUAAAAAAAUGUGAAGAAUAUGAAAUAGAAAACAGAAAAAAAGGAGCUUAUUUUUUAAAAUGGUCAAUCAAUUGUUGA
Molecule: messenger RNA, 334 nt
Organism: Paramecium sonneborni
Lineage: Eukaryota; Ciliophora; Oligohymenophorea; Peniculida; Parameciidae
Source: the annotation of a GenBank genome assembly